This is a messenger RNA of Olea europaea var. sylvestris, 1756 nucleotides long. RefSeq lists its product as uncharacterized. The transcript has 5 exons. The record is from RefSeq and is a predicted model, not a curated record. The coding region runs from base 281 to 1756 and encodes 491 amino acids. NCBI's taxonomy places the organism in Eukaryota, Viridiplantae, Streptophyta, Magnoliopsida, Lamiales, Oleaceae.
UAAUGCGUGUUGAACUUUUUUAUUAAAUGUAUAUGUAAAGUUUUAUUUUGUAAUUGUUGCAGUUGUGGGCAUAUGAGGCUAUCCCUGCUUUGGGUAGCAAAUGGGCGAUCAGAAGGGAGACCAGCUGCCCACGAAUGCUUCAUUAGCGAGCACGUGAAAAGCCAUCGGCUAAAGAUUUGACAGUUAUCCUCGACGAUCCUCAGGUGAGUAUUAUAUAUUUGCAAUUUAUAUUGUACAUACAUUUACUCGGCUCGAUACAUGUUCGUUAACACGUUGAAAUAUGGUAUGUCAGCUCGAAAUUCAUGCUGAGUUGGUUGUCUCGGUGGAAGAGGAGGAUGCAAUAUAUGUACGUGAAUUACUUGUUCCACCUACUGAAGACGAUCCAGUAUUUGAGUCCGUUCCGGAUAGAAAUAUAGAGCGCCAUCCGGAACUUCCACUUAGGAGAUCUCCUUCGCCUCCACCGAUGAGAUCUCCGUCACCUCCACCGAUGAGAUCGCCUCUACCGCCAUUAUCUCAUUCUCCGAGGAUAUCUCCGUCUCCCGUACCCACCCACCUCCCACAUGGAUUGCCUACACCCAGUCAGACCCGUCGUUCAGAUGAUUUCUUUGCAUGCAUGACUGGCAUUAUUAGAGAGGAGUUGGGAACGAUGCGACGUGAUUUUAUGACAGAGGUAGUCGCAUUACGAGAGGAGAUAGGGGUAUUGCGACGGGAUUUUACGACAGAGAUCGUCGCAGUACGAGAGGAGAUAGGAGUGCUGCGACGAGAUUUUACGACAGAUGUAGUAGCUUUGCGAGAUGAGAUUGGAGUGCUGCGACGAGAUAUAGGAGACCUUCAUACUGAGGUUGCAGCACUUCGAGGCGAUGUAGCAGGCGUCCGAGGGAAUGUCGGGGAGACUGGUGUCCCACGAGAUUGGUGUGCAACGGCCGGGGGAAUUGAUGAGUUUUUUGGUUCGGUGCCGAAGGCCGAGAGGGAGGGGGUGGAGGUCGGGCAGGAGGAGCCGGAGGAGGCCGGGAUGCCCGGGGUGGAGGUCGGGCCGGAGGUGCCGGAGGAGGCAGAGAUAGAGGGGGUGGAGGGAGGGACAGGGGUGGCCGAGGAGGUAGCGGAGGGGACAUCAGAGGUGGUAGUAGAGGGGGAUGAUCAGGUUGCGGAGGAUGAGAGGACGCCGGAGAUGACGGAUGACGAGGUCGUAUUCGUGUCCGAGGGGGCGACGGAGGUCCCGAAGGGUAAGAAGCGUGCUGCUGACGCGCCAAAGCUGAUGGUCGGUAAGAGAUCAAGAUUGCCGUCACAGUACGUCAUUUCUCCCUACACGGUCGAGGCGAAGAGAAGGGGAUUUGUGGAUGGGGCGUACCCCAAUCUUUUUCGCGACGUCGACCCAGUCAGACAGAAGGCGUUCGAUGAUUGGUUCAAAUCCCUUAAGUCCGAAGAUAGUUAUACCAUCGGCUGUAUGACCGUGCCCAAUGCUAAAAAGUGGUUUGAAGAUGUACUGACGAUCUCAGCUUGGCUCGCUGAUGAUCAUAUCGACUUGGCUAUGGAAUUGUUACGCGAUCGGGCGCGGAGAUACCCGAGAUCUUAUGACAGUCCUACUCGAGUUAUCUUGAGCACUGAGUUCGUUCGUGUCGUAGAUAUUGAGCAUCAGGAGCUCCUAAGCAAGGGGAAUGAUUAUGUUCUGUCUGAGUACAUGCUGGAGUGGGUGAUUGGAUUACAGUUGAGUUAUCGCGAACUCACACUGUUUUUCGGUGGAGAUCGUAUUUGCUGA